AGAUUUCAAGACAUAUUUCCCGCCUUUAAGAGUUUGAAACUUGAAGCCGUAAUCAACUCUCGAUCUCUGUAUCUUCACGUCAGACGAGUCAUGAAUGCACUGGAAAAUGCUGCGUUUUCUUUAUACGACGAAGAGGUUUUCAUCGAGUAUUUGAGGAACCUUGGAGAGAGACAUAAAACAUGGCCCGUGAGGCUGGAACAUUUCGAUGUAUGUAUUCUAUUAUGCCGAUCAAGGCUACUUACGAAUACAUAUUGUUGUAUAGCGCUGUAUAGUAAUGUAAACUGCAGAAGAGGGCAGUAUAGAGCUAUCUAG
Pocillopora meandrina is the source of this 312-nucleotide messenger RNA. The record is from the annotation of a GenBank genome assembly. Lineage: Eukaryota; Metazoa; Cnidaria; Anthozoa; Scleractinia; Pocilloporidae.